This is a messenger RNA of Strongylus vulgaris, 258 nucleotides long. NCBI's taxonomy places the organism in Eukaryota, Metazoa, Nematoda, Chromadorea, Rhabditida, Strongylidae. The record is from the annotation of a GenBank genome assembly.
AUGGGCGACAUAGCGACGUCCUCAUCGAAUACAACAUUGGCAACACCUGCAGAAAGAGGCGGACGAGGACGUCGUCGAGGAUAUCGAGGAGGAAGAGGCAACAGUGCUCGAAAUAAUGCUGGAAGCACUGUCACUCCGAAUCCUCUUCAAGAUGCCUCAUCUGCCAGAGAGCGGGCUGCUAGCAGUACGAGCCAGCCUGGGAGCGGCAACAGUGGUCCCACUGUUCCAAGCAAACCAGCACAACCGCGGAGCAAGUGA